This is a messenger RNA of Ceratotherium simum simum (southern white rhinoceros), 1996 nucleotides long. NCBI's taxonomy places the organism in Eukaryota, Metazoa, Chordata, Mammalia, Perissodactyla, Rhinocerotidae. The record is from RefSeq and is a predicted model, not a curated record.
GAGCUGACCUGCCUUUCUCUCCUGCUCGAAGUUCUCGUUAACCAAGCCCUGCAGACUGCUUUCCUCAGUUCCUUUUGUCCGGGAUACUUAGAGAAAUUCCUCCGAGUCACGAAGCAGUACCUCCCUCACGUGGCGCGCCUCUGCCUGAUCAGCACCUUCCUGGAGGAUGGCAUCCGCAUGUGGUUCCAGUGGGGCGAGCAGCGGGACUACAUCGACAGCACCUGGAACUGCGGCUACCUGCUGGCCUCCUCCUUCGUGAUCCUCAACUUGCUCGGGCAGCUGACUGGCUGCAUCCUGGUGUUGAGCAGGAACUUCGUGCAGUACGCCUGCUUUGGGCUCUUCGGAAUCAUAGCACUGCAGACGAUUGCCUACAGCAUUUUAUGGGACUUGAAGUUUCUGAUGAGGAACCUGGCUCUGGGAGGAGGCUUGUUGCUGCUCUUGGCGGAGUCCCGGUCUGAGGGGAAGAGCAUGUUCGCCGGCGUCCCCACCGUGCGCGAGAGCUCCCCCAAACAGUACAUGCAGCUCGGAGGCAGGGUCCUGCUGGUCUUGAUGUUCAUGACCCUCCUGCACUUUGACGCCAGCUUCUUCUCGAUUCUCCAGAACAUUGUGGGCACGGCUCUGAUGAUUUUAGUGGCCAUUGGUUUUAAGACCAAGCUGGCCGCUUUGACUCUUGUCGUCUGGCUGUUUGCCAUCAACGUGUAUUUCAACGCCUUCUGGACCAUUCCUGUCUAUAAGCCCAUGCACGACUUCCUGAAGUACGACUUCUUCCAGACCAUGUCGGUGAUCGGAGGCUUGCUCCUGGUGGUGGCUCUGGGCCCCGGGGGCGUCUCCAUGGACGAGAAGAAGAAAGAGUGGUAACAGACCCCUUCCCUGCCUGGCUAAGACCCGUAGCCAUCGAGGACUCAUUCGUGGUGGAUUCGACAGAACUGCCAGCAUUUAUGUAUCCUCUUCCCUUCCCUCCCUUGGUAAAGGCACAGAUGUUUUGAGAACUUUAUUUGCAGACACCUAAAAAUUGAUGGCUAAAUCUGCUCUGGACCCACAACCUGAUAUCUGACCAUUCAGAGCUGGCCGGCUGGACGGUUAGCACCUCCCUCCCCAAGGCAAGGCCUCGGCUUCCCAGAGUGAGCAGUGUGGUUGGCUGUGGUCUCUCAGUCCUAUUUUCAUUUCUCUUUUUUGGGGGGGUGGGGGGCCUUCAAGCUGUACUGUGAGCAGAUACAGUUGUGUGUCAUUCAAAGCAGUCUCCCUCUUAUUUUUUUAAAGUUUAUGUGUUUAGCUAAAACUACUAAAAGAUUUGGGAUGGCCCAGCCAAACAUCAAACACACUGUCAAACUCACUGGUUUAAAAUCGCACCAGUGGCUUCUACAUUGUUUCUGCCCUGUGUUAUAAUAUAGGGACAAUGAAAACAUUUAGAGAAACCCAAAACCCAGGGAAUGAUGCAGUAUUAGAUGGCGACUGAGGCUGCUGUUGAUGGUAAAAGUCAUUAAUCAGAAAGUUGUCUUGGAUUGGUGCUUAAUUGUUUUAUGGGGUGAUACCCCGGGAGCUUUAGUGGCUCACGGUCUGGACGGUGGGCUGGAAGUCCUCGGGACACCACCUAGAGCCCACAGGGACCGGCAUGCUGACCAGGGUCUGGCAGCAUGUCUGCACGUUGGCCUCGGCUGCUCCCAUUUGACCGGUUUAGGAGGAACAACCGCCACCGUGGGGCAGAGCAGUGACAGCGGGCUCUCAGACCAGUUACCUCACACUCGACCUUUUCGUAGAGCCGUGGCUGACACCGUGGGCAGAGCGCCGACCUGGCUGAGUGCCCAGCCUGGCUUUUCUUUGGCUGGAGGGAUUCCUCCCAGGCUGUGCAGCCAUGACUUACCAUCUUCAUGAGGCUGCUGCUUGCUCCGAUUGUCUAUUUGCUAUGCUGGAUGCAGCCCAAAUUACUUUUUACAAUUUGUGAUGCCUUACUGAUUGGAUCUUAAUGCUGUAUUUAAAGUUUUCUAACAUUGCCUUA